Lasiosphaeria miniovina is the source of this 1404-nucleotide messenger RNA. RefSeq names its product major facilitator superfamily domain-containing protein. Lineage: Eukaryota; Fungi; Ascomycota; Sordariomycetes; Sordariales; Lasiosphaeriaceae. Gene Ontology annotation, biological process: transmembrane transport. The record is from RefSeq and is a predicted model, not a curated record. Gene Ontology annotation, molecular function: transmembrane transporter activity. Gene Ontology annotation, cellular component: brush border membrane. The transcript is spliced from 3 exons. Bases 1 to 1404 code for a protein of 467 amino acids.
AUGGGCCUGGCGCCACCAGUUGCUGCUGCGGCCCGCAAAACCGUCUUGAGGGUCAUCUUCAUCUCCCUGCUACUGGACCUGAUCUCCUUCACCUUCAUCCUCCCGCUGUUCCCCAACCUGCUCGAGUUCUACCGCAAUGUCGAGGCCGACGCCGGUGCCGCGGCCGCGCCGUCAAAGACGAUCCUCUCGAGCAUACUAGGAUACCUCAACGCAUACAAGGCGGCCUUUGCCCGGCCAAUUGACUCGCGAUAUGACAUUGUUCUGCUGGGCGGGGCACUGGGGAGUCUCUUCUCGAUCCUCCAGGCGAUCGCCUCGCCCGUCAUAGGGCACCUGUCGGACCGAUUCGGGCGGCGCAACGCCCUGCUGGCCAGCAUGGCGGGCAACAUUGUGUCGGUCCUGCUGUGGGUGGUGGCGGUCGAUUUCCGGACGUUCCUGGCGUCGCGCAUCGUCGGCGGCCUGUCCGAGGGCAACGUGCAGCUGGCCACGGCCAUCGCCACAGAUAUCUCGGACGCCGACACGCGCGGGUCUACCAUGGCCCUCAUCGGCGCCUGCUUCUCCAUCUCCUUCACCUUCGGCCCGGCGCUGGGCGCCUGGCUCAGCUCUAUCGGCACCGUCGCCGCUAACCCCUUCGCCACCGCCGCUGGCGUCUCGCUCUUCCUGAUCGUUACCGAGACCGUCUACCUGUACCUCUACCUGCCCGAGACGCUGCCCUCGAUGGUGAAUAAGCCGGCCGAGGUGCCUUCGUCUUCUUCGGCGGCCGCCGAGAAGAUUGCGCCAACUGCCGCCGCCGCCCCCGUGCAGCGGACCAACUCGCACUUCCUGCUCAACUUUGUGCACAUGACGUUCCUGCUAUUCUUCUCGGGCAUGGAGUUCUCGCUGCCGUUCAUGACGUACGACCUGUUCGGCUACAGCUCGGCCAACAACGGGAGGCUGCUGGGGUACGUAGGGUUGGUGGCGUCCAUCUUGCAGGGCGGUGUGACGCGGCGGCUGCCGCCGCUGCUGUCGGUGCGGAUAGGCGUGGUGUCGUGCGUGGUGGCGUUUGCGCUGCUGGCGCGGGCGUCGACGGUGCCGGCGCUGUACGUGGCGGCGACGUGCCUGGCCACGACGUCGGCCACCGUGGUCAUGGGCCUCAACGCGCUGAGCAGCUUCGAGGCCGCCGAGGGCGAGCGCGGCGGCAAGCUCGGCAUCCUCCGCAGCUGGGGCCAGCUCGGCAGGGCCCUCGGCCCGCUGCUGUUCACCAGCGUCUACUGGUGGGCCGGCCGCGAGGUCGCCUACGGCAUGGGCGCCGUCGGCAUCUCCGCCGUCAGCCUGCUGACCCUAUUCGGACUCAAGACGCCCCCCGGCUCGGCUGUGAAAGGCCGCGUUAAGGCCAAGGGCCGAGGGGGGAAUAAGAAGGAGCUGUGA